This is a messenger RNA of Drosophila biarmipes, 1658 nucleotides long. RefSeq lists its product as uncharacterized. The coding region runs from base 953 to 1321 and encodes 122 amino acids. The record is from RefSeq and is a predicted model, not a curated record. The transcript has 2 exons. NCBI's taxonomy places the organism in Eukaryota, Metazoa, Arthropoda, Insecta, Diptera, Drosophilidae.
ACUCAAAGGACGUGAAGAAAAGGGUCCAAGGAUAUCUCCAAGGAUACCCAAAGGACACGAGGAAAAGGGUGCAAGGAUAGCUCCAAGAAUACCCGAAGGACACGAGAAAAAGGGUCCAAGGAUAGCUCCAAGGAUAGAGAACGGACACGUGGAAAAGGGUCCAAGGGUAGCUCCAAGAAUACCCGAAGGACACGAAAAAAAGGGUCAAAGGAUAGCCAAAGGACACUAGGAAAAGGGUCCAAGAAUACCCGAAGGACACGAGGAAAGGGGUCCAAGGAUAGCUCCAAGAAUUCCCGAAGAACACGAGGAAAGGGGUCCAAGAAUAGCUCCAAGAGUAACCAAAAGACGCGAGGAGAAGGGUCCAAGGAUACCAAAGCACACGAGGAAAAGGGUCCAAGGAUAGCUCCAAGAAUACCCGAAGGACACGAGGAAAGGGGUCCAAGGAUAGCUUCAAGAAUACCCUAAGGUAACGAGAAAAGGGGUCCAAGAAUAGCUCCAAGGGUACCCAAAGGACGCGAGAAGGGUCCAAGGAUAGCUCCAAGGAUACCCGAAGAACACGAGAAAAAGGGUCAAAGGAUAGCCAAAGGACACUAGAAAAAGGGUCCAAGAAUACCCGAAGGACACGAGGAAAGGGGUCCAAGGAUAGCUCCAAGGAUACCCAAAGGACACGAGAAAAAGGGUCUAAGGAUAGCUCCAAGAAUACCCGAAGGACACGAGGAAAGUGGUCCAAUGAUAGCUUCAAGAAUACCCGAAGGACACUAAGGUAACGAGAAAAGGGGUCCAGGAAUAGCUCCAAGGGUACCCAAAGGACGCGAGGAUAAGGGUCCAAGGAUAGCUCCAAGGAUACCCAGAGGACUCGAGGAAAAGGGUCCAAGGAUAGCUCCAAGAAUACCCAAAGGACACGAGGAAAAGGGUCCAAGGAUAGCUCCAAGGAUACCCAAAGGACACGAGGAUGGGGGCCAAGGAUAGCUCCAAGAAUACCCAAAGGACACGAGGAAAUGGGUCCAAGGGUAGCUCCAAGAAUACCCGAAGGACACGAGAAAAAGGGUCAAAGGAUAGCCAAAGGACACUAGGAAAAGGGUCCAAGAAUACCCGAAGGACACGAGGAAAGGGGUCCAAGGAUAGCUCCAAGAAUUCCCAAAGAACACGAGGAAAGGGGUCCAAGAAUAGCUCCAAGAGUAACCAAAAGACGCGAGGAGAAGGGUCCAAGGAUAGCUCCAAGAAUACCAAAGCACACGAGGAAAAGGGUCCAAGGAUAGCUCCAAGAAUACCCGAAGGACACGAGGAAAGGGGUCCAAGGAUAGCUUCAAGAAUACCCUAAGGUAACGAGAAAAGGGGUCCAAGAAUACCUCCAAGGGUUCCCAAAGGACGCGAGAAGAAGGGUCCAAGGAUAGCUCCAAGGAUACCCAAAGGACACGAGGAAAGGUGUCCAAGGAUAGCUCCAAGAAUUCCCGAAGGACACUAGGAAAGGGGUCCAAGAAUACCUCCAAGGGUACACAAAGGACGCGAGGAGAAGGGUCCAAGGAUAGCUCCAAGGAUACCAAAGCACACGAGGAAAAGGGUCCAAGGAUAGCUCCAAGAAUACCCGAAGGACACGAGGAAAGGGGUCCAAGGAUAGCUUCAAGAAUACCCUAAGGUAACGAGAAAAGGGGUCCAAG